Messenger RNA from Cercopithifilaria johnstoni, 3447 nucleotides. NCBI's taxonomy places the organism in Eukaryota, Metazoa, Nematoda, Chromadorea, Rhabditida, Onchocercidae. The record is from the annotation of a GenBank genome assembly.
AUGACUGCAAGCGAAAGUGAAGGAAGUUACGGAACUAUGUUGAGCUCGUUUACGACUUCCGUGAAGGCCGAUCUGGACAGUCCCGUAACAUCCAAUUUUGGAAAUCGUAUUGCUGAAUAUCGUGCUGAAGCACAACGAAUUGUUGAGGAAGCUGAGGGUUAUACGGGGGAUUUCGAACGGCUGCGUAAAGUUGCAAAGGAGGUAGAGGAUACCUUAGUAAUUCUUACAAGGCAGCUUCUCACUUUUGGGCAAGCAGCAAAAGAGAUUGCGACCAAGUGGACUUCAAGAUCAGAAUCGCAGUAUGAAUCUGAUGUAGCUGUUAUACUUAUGAAAAUGGAAUGUCAUAUCAAAGACGAAGCUGAUUUGAUGAAUUUACAAAUGCGAAACUGGCAAAGCAAUAUUGUCAAUCCUUUCAUAACAUUAGUGGAAAUCGGCCGUGAAAUCCGCAAUAGAGGGGUUGAACGAUCAUGUCGUGAUUAUGAAAAUAAAUAUGUGAAAGCUGAAGCUGAUGCAAGGAAGCAUGCAAAACAUGCUGGUUAUACCAGAAGCCAGUUAAGUCAUGGUGAGUUGGCGGAACAGUUAUCACGGGAAAGACUUAUGGUACAAUAUGAAUUGUGCAAGUUCUUAAUGUCUGUUGACGCGAUAGAAGAUCGCCGUGGUCCGCAAUUGUUGCGACAUUUCAUGGAACUUGUUCGCAAUCAAAAUUCGUAUUACAUGAAUCGAGUGAGAGUGAACGAGGAUUUCCGGCAAGAUAUGACCAAGCUAGAGGAGCGAAUGAUGACACGGAAUGCAAAUCGAUGCGCCCAACGGAAUAUACUUUGGGAUUUAAAAGGCCAGUUGGAAGCGAAUGAUGAAUUUACACGUUGUGCUUUAGGACAUCGAUCGUCGGGGCGUGACUCAGUGAAUUUCGGUAGUCGUUUGUCGGGUAUUAAUUUAGGCAGUGUCAACAAUGCACUUUUAAUGGAUAAUGAUUCGUUAAAUGAAUUGGCUACAAGUACGGCUUUCUUCCCAGAUCUUGAUUUCACUCAAUCUGGUUAUUUGUACAAGAAAAGUAACAAGAAGUUGCACAAACAAUGGCAAAAGCGUCGUUGCCGCAUCGAGGAUGGGCAUUUCUGGCUUUCACAUUCCGAUGAAUCUGUACCACCAACAAAACUGAGCCUACUUGUGUCGGAUUGUAAACCAUCAGCCGAUGAUCCGAAAUCUUUCGAUUUGUAUUGUCGUGAGAGGACAUAUCAUUUGCAGGCUGAUUCAGAAACUGAUGCAAAAAGAUGGAUGCUUGCAUUAAAACGAGAAAUAACAAGAGUUAAGACCAAAAUGCUGUCCGCUGAAACACCACAGGGAAAUGAAAGCGGUAGUGGCAGUGCUGUUACGGAAAUGUACGAGAGAAAAAUGUGUAUCGCGAAGGUACGGCAACUUCCUGGUAACAGCUCAUGUGCUGACUGCUCAUCAAAAGAAGAUGUGCAGUGGUUAUCAAAUAUUGGUGCAUUAGUGUGUAUUGCUUGUAGUGGUGUACAUCGUGAAUUGGGUGUUCAUAUAAGUAGGAUACAAUCACUAAAUUUAGAUGUCAUAUCGCCGCUGGAGUUUCUUGUACCACUUUCAUCAGGUAACGUUAUGAUCAAUCGUUUGUUCGAAUAUGAUGCAACCAAAUGUGCGACAUGGAAACCAAUUCCAGGAUGUACAAGAUUUGAUCGUCAGCGUUUCAUCCAAAUGAAAUACCGCGAUCGCGCUUUUGUACAGAAACUUGAUGACCCCGAUGCAUUUCUCACUGAAGCAUUUAAUGAUGGCGACUUUGAGAACACAUACAGAUCAUUGCUUAGUCCAAAUUUAACGAAGAAACCAUUUUUACGAAACGGACCAUUUCAUCAAAUGGUUUUAAGUGGAACUUCGUUAUCACUGCCUCUUGCGGAUUUGGUCAUACAAUUAAGAAUUGAAAUUUCCGACAUGGAAGCAAUAAUGAUAGAUUGCAUCCACUCUGGAAAUGCCGACAUGGUGGCUGUUUUAUUACGCUACCGCUCUUUAAAUUCUACCGUUCGUGGUAUACAUUUGAACUCACUUAUCACAUGCUCUGAGAAAGCUCAGCAAAAGAAAAUAACUGAAACGUUGAAGUCAUUGCAGUUAGGUAAUAGUACUCCGGCCCAAAAUGUGGCUGUUCCACCAAUUUUGUUUGUUUCGACGCCAGACUCAGCAUCGCUGAGUCGAUCAUCGUCUUCCGUUUCGCCUUGUCCACAUUUUCUAUCUGAUUCAACUAGUUCUCAGAAUUUCACGUCAAAACCAGUUAAUGUUCUCAUGCGAAAUGGUACUACUAUCUCCGUUCCACAAUCAUCUUCAUCUAUGGAAGACACCGGAAUCAAUCGUUUAUCUACGCAAAUUUUUGUUGAGAGUGAACCCACUUACUCUUCGGUUGGAGGAGGUACGGUACAAGUUAUUGCUUCUGGCUGUUCUUCAUUAGGAACUUGCGGUCAUUACAACACACAGCCAACUAGUUCCAUGGACUCUAAUGGGGGAAGAAGUUUACUGGCAUUCGAAAUACCCUUGUGUACUUCGACGCCAUCAUCUAGCGUUGUCUCCCCACGCAUAGCUGCACUUUCAAAUCAUUAUUCUCCGACACUACCGACUUCUUCCACAUUAUCAAUUUCGGCUGCCCCGACGCAAAACAGGACAAAGUGUUAUACUCGAUCAACUAGCGAAUAUUCACGAACUGCGAAUCAUUCUGAAGAAUCUAACGAUAGGUCGGGCACGGUUAGAUCUCUUCCAGGACAUCUUGCUCCAUCGCAAACCAGUUCCACCAAAGUUAGUAAUGGAAUAAUGGAAACAACAUUUCCGAUCGUUUCAUCGAUGAGUCUUGAUCCUCUUCCUUUACGUGCUCAGGAGAUGAAUAUAUAUGUAGUCGCUCCUGGAAAGGAAGAAAUAAUUAAUAAAGAGAAGUGUGUAGCGGAGAUACGGAAUGGGAGAGAAGAGUCCACAAUAAAUCCACAUCCUAUAGAUGAGCAAGACUUUGUUAAAGCAACAUCAUCGGCUUUUGAUCAGGCACGUGCAAAUUUCACAUCGUAUGAUGGGAAUACUCUCUCUUCUCUGAAUCCGUUAACAGUAAAUGGUUUACAAAGGGAAAUGCAUCGGUAUACGUCGAAAAACACGCGGUUAACGAGACCGGCACCUGCACCGCCAGCAUUAAUCGGUGUCAAACUGAAACCACCGAUUCCGGCGCCAAGACGUUUUCCAUCUCUCACAAGGGGAAACAAAGAGAGAGAUUAUGCGCGACGCUGUCGAGCUUUAUACGACUGUAAGGCUGAUAAUUCUGAUGAGUUAUCAUUUCGGCAAGGUGAUAUAAUAGUGAUUACGAAAGAAAAGAUUACUGGUGAAAAUGAUACCUGGAUGGAAGGAUAUUUGGAAAACAAUCCGUUGUGCAAAGGUAUAUUUCCAACAACAUUCGUCACAUUCCUGUCUUGA